AUGCGAUGGACAUUGAUUUUGGUGUUUUGUAUUUUGCAUGUUCACAGUUUUCCCAAAAAGAAGACGCAGGUUUAUAUGGCCACCAUCGAUCUGGAUACUGAUCGGAAACGUCACGUAGAUCCAGAAGUUGUACUGGAUAUCGGGUCCCAGCUGCCACCAGUGAAAACGGUGAAGCGGAAUGUAACACAAGCACCAGAUUACGGAGACUAUGAAGAUUAUGAGUUGACAGCCAAGCCUGAUGAAGUUCCUACGACUAUUGGACCCUUGAGAAGGAUCAAUGAGAAGGAGCCGGCACUUCUUGAUUCUCAAUUCAAACCACAUAUCAAAAUAUCUAUGGAAAAUAAGAAAAAUAGUGCUGAGAUCCGAGACGAGGUUGCUCGUCUAAUGGGUGACCUUCAUCGAGAAGAACUCACACUCCGAACUACAGUAACCAAAGAGGACAUGACACCGUCAACUACUCCAGUUGACAUGAUGUUAUUGGGUAAUGAGACAAUGUUCUUCAGUGAUGAAGAGGGAUCUGGGGAAAUGGUUGAAGACGAACUUCUGAAUGUAAAAGCAGUGGGAGUGACCGCCCGUCCGGAUCCGUUUGAGCACUUGGAUUAUGAUUUGUCGGAUCAUAGCAAUCUAAAGAAACCAAAGACUAAUGUGAAAAAGACAGUGGAGAAGCAGAAAAAGUUUAAGCUCCACGGUGGUUUUGUUGGAGCUACUCAAACUGCAAACCUCGUCAGACCUACCCGACCUCUCCAAAAGUCCAUAAAUCGCCGUCCUCUUUUAGUCCGCCCCAAUGGAAAUAACCCGGAUCGGAGAAAAAAUCUUAGAAAAAUGAAGAAAAUCGAGAGAAUGCGUCGUGUCAAAUACCUGAACCAUCGAGUCCGCGCUCAGAAUCGAAUGCGUCUCCGAAAAGUUCUCUCGAAAAUGUUAUUCGGUCCACGGGAUUCUGAUGUGACAUCUUCAAAGCAGAAGUCCACAAAACUGAAAUUCGUCGGAUCCAAUGGAGUUGUAACUCCACAUCCGUUCUCAAGAAAGAAUAACAGGAAACCACAGAUUGAAUUCCACAAACGAGACAAACGAGCGGUUCCAGAGUUACAGGAGAUUGAUGAUUCUGGAACAGGUGCAGGGGGAGCAUGGGGAAAAGAUUCGAGUGAAGAUACAGUACCAAUCAAGAAGAGCAUCAUUGAGUCAAUUCAUUUCGAGCCCCAUCCCUAUUAUCAUUUGAGAGCACAACCUAUCGGAACUGAAGGGAGGACUCAAGUGGAGCCGAGUCGGUUGAUAAAUGAGGAUCCAAUUGAAGAAGAAGAUGACGUGGCACCGGAAAUCAAUCUUCGUGAUGCAUUACCUAUGAAAAGUGGACUCGUCCAAGUCACUCUAAAACAGCCGAGACGUCUCAAAAUGGUCACAUUGAAAUCAGUGAAAAAAGUGAGUAAGAAAGAGAAGAAUGCGAAUGGAGUGGCUCUGGUGGUACCUUCCGCUAAAAAGCCAACAAUGUUGGAAUUGCUGAUCGGUGAUUUUCUGCAAAGAAUACCGCCAACUGCUCGGAAUCCGUAUUUGAAUGAGGAGCAGUGGUCGUAG
Messenger RNA from Caenorhabditis remanei, 1569 nucleotides. RefSeq lists its product as uncharacterized. The record is from RefSeq and is a predicted model, not a curated record. The transcript has 9 exons. Lineage: Eukaryota; Metazoa; Nematoda; Chromadorea; Rhabditida; Rhabditidae. Bases 1 to 1569 code for a protein of 522 amino acids.